Messenger RNA from Cervus elaphus (red deer), 2636 nucleotides. RefSeq names its product aquaporin 11 (gene AQP11). Gene Ontology annotation, biological process: transmembrane transport. The record is from RefSeq and is a predicted model, not a curated record. Gene Ontology annotation, molecular function: channel activity. NCBI's taxonomy places the organism in Eukaryota, Metazoa, Chordata, Mammalia, Artiodactyla, Cervidae. Bases 352 to 1167 code for a protein of 271 amino acids. Gene Ontology annotation, cellular component: membrane; cytoplasm. The transcript has 3 exons.
UCCCUCCACUCCCUGCCCCACCCGCGCCCGCUUCCAGUCCCUGAGGGAAACAGCGAGGGCGUGAGUGUGUCUUCUGCUGGCUGUUGGCCCCCUCAGACGGUGCCCUGGCAGAGCUCUCCUCGCGGCCCGUCGCCUCCCCGCCUCCCCGGCUCUGGCAACAAAACUCUAGCGCAGAGCCGGGGAAAUGGGGAGGAGUCCUUCCGCGUGGCACCCCAGGGCCUCCCGCUGGUCUGGAGUCGGCCCGCCCCGAGGGGCGUGAGGAGGGGGCGGGGCUGAGGACUUAGGACUGGGGCCCAGAGACCGCCUCCUGCCGAGUCCGAGCAGGCAGCCCCGUCUGGUGCUGAGAGAGCCAUGACCGCGCUACGGGGGCUCUGGCCCGAGAUGCAGGAUACCUGCACCUCGCUGGGGCUGAUGCUAUCGAUCGUGCUGUUCAUGGGUCUAGCCCGCGUGGUCAGCCGGCAGCAGCUGAACGGGCCCAUGGCCCACGCCUUCGUCUUGGAGUUUCUGGCCACCUUCCAGCUCUGCUUCUGCACUCAUGAGUUACAACUGCUGAGUGAGCAGGAACCCCUUCACCCCACCUGGCCGCUGACGCUAAUCUACUUCUUCUCAUUGGUGCAUGGCCUGACUCUGGUGGGCACCUCCAGCAACCCCUGCGGCGUGAUGAUGCAGAUGAUGCUGGGGGGAAUGUCCGCUGAGACGGGUGCGAUUAGACUGUUAGCUCAGCUGAUUGGUGCCCUGUGCAGCAGGUACUGCAUGGGCGCCCUGUGGAGCCUGGGGCUGACCAAGUAUCACGUCAGCGAGAGGAGCUUCGUUUGCAGGAAUCCCAUUCAAGUGGACUUGCCCAAAGCGGUCAUCAUAGAGGCUGUCUGCUCUUUUAUUUUCCACAGCGCUUUGCUUCACUUCCAGGAGGUCCGAACCAAGCUUCGUAUCCACCUGCUGUCAGCACUCAUCACCUUUUUGGUCUAUGCAGGAGGAAGUCUAACAGGAGCUAUAUUUAAUCCAACUUUGGCACUUUCACUGCAUUUCAAGUGUUUUGAUGAAGCAUUCCUUCAGUUUUUUAUAGUAUAUUGGCUCUCUCCUUCUUUAGGUAUAUUGCUGAUGAUUUUGAUGUUCAAUUUUUUCCUUCCAUGGCUAUAUGACAACCACACAACUAAUAAAAAGGAGUAACUAUUCUAAAAGACUCAGACAAUUACAGGACAGUCAAGCUGGAUGUGAUAAAGAUUUUAUCACCUAAUAUUCAACACUGGUUGCACUGGAUUCGUCAAUAUUAUCUUCCUUUGAAGAAGCUGCCUUAGAGUUUUCAUCACUGGAACUUAAAAAAAAAAUUACUGUGAAAAUGAAGUAUCCUGUGUUUCUCAGUUAAGGCUUGUUCUUUCAAGUGUGUAUUAAAUGCUGCUAGAAAAGACUACAUUAAGUAUAAAUCUCAAGUGAUAAUUGUUAAUUUUGAUGAAAAAGAAACUUGAGUACAGAGUGAGAAGGGAAGGGUAGAUGAUGGUGGGACCAAGAAAGAGUAUGUGUAUCAGGUGUCAUCUGAACGAGCAAGAUUUUUAACCAAAGUACAACCGGUCAUGCUUACAGAACUGGAGAGGGAUACUUUUCAGCCACUACCUCGAACAAUGAUACCAUCAGCAGUGUCAUCUUUCAAUAGGAAAGUUGCUAUUAGAAGUAGAUAUCUACUGAUACUCAAGGGGUUUCCUGAAUUUUAAAUAUAUUCUAAUCUAAAAUAUUUUCUCUAAAUAGGCAAUUUCAGAAGCUUUAGGCAAGCUGUCAUUCUUUAACAGACUUUACUAAAGCACUCAUACAAAGUUUAAGCUUUUCAUGUUCUCAUUUGAUUGUAACAGCUACUUUAUGAAGUACGUAGGGCAUGUAUUUUUAAUAUCCGUUUUACAGAUAAGGAAACUAAGUCUGGAAGGGAGUUUACUGCUCUGCCCAAGGUGAAACACAGUCAAAUACCAUCUUUAGACUUCUACUUCAAUACAAAAAUAUCUUCUCAGUUAUCAUUAAGACUGAAGGAACACUGAAGAUUUUGAAGAAACAUUAAAUAUUUUAUGUUACAGUCUCUUUUUUCAGGCUUAAAGAACCUUCAAGUUUUCCUCUAUUAGAAGCUUUCUUUUAUUAAAGUUCAGGCCAUUAAAGGCUAAGUAUGUUUUUCUUCAAAGGAAUUCCAUCAUCAGGGUUAGAAAUGAAAGCAAAAAGAAAGAAAAAGUGGCGGGGUGGGGGGAUGAAAUAAGACCUGUUUGAGUAAUAAUCAAUUAAGCAACUGAUAAACUUCCAGGUGAUUUAACUGCUGCUUGAUGAUCGGCCUGUGAUAGUCACUCUCCAUAAACCUGCAGACUGAACUCAACAGCUGCAGGCUACCCAACAAGGCAGCCAGUUUGAGGGUCAUGGACUUUGACUCUUGAACUUAACAAACACAGACAUAGUAGUUUCUAUUUUAAAAAGCAGAGUUCAUAAAAUUGCGACAAUGGCUAAAUGGAAUUUCUGACGUGUUUCAUUUGAUCUGCACAGUAUUUCAAACAAGCUAGCAUUUGUAAUAUUUUUUUAAAACACAAAAAUCCACAGUUCUAGCUUCUCUUGAAAAAAAUAAAAAAGAUGAGUCAACAUUAGGCCUGAAUUCUGCUAUUACAACCACACAA